This is a messenger RNA of Paracoccidioides brasiliensis Pb18, 624 nucleotides long. RefSeq names its product translation machinery-associated protein 22. Gene Ontology annotation, molecular function: translation initiation factor activity; mRNA binding. The transcript is spliced from 4 exons. Gene Ontology annotation, biological process: translation reinitiation; formation of translation preinitiation complex. Bases 1 to 624 code for a protein of 207 amino acids. The record is from RefSeq and is a predicted model, not a curated record.
AUGGCAGAUACGGCAGCUCAUGAAUCUUCAGCAACGCACCCUGAACCCCAAGCAAGACAUAUAGUUUACUGUGGAGUUUGCUCCCUUCCACCUGAGUAUUGCGAAUUCGGCGGUACAGUGAAGAAAUGCCAGGAAUGGCUACAAGAUAACCAUCCUGAUAUGUACCAGCGGUUAUACUCUGACGAAACCAUAACCGCAAACCUAAGCACACUCUCUCUCUCCGCCCGCGAGCGUGCUGCCAAAGACGCUGCGAAGAAAGAAGCCAAAGCUGCCCUAGCCGAAACCCGCAACCAGGAACGCAAAGCCGCCGCCAAAGUCCAGAUCCGCCGCGUCGAGCGCAGCAAGCGCAAGUAUGUCACCAUCAUUUCUGGCCUAGAAGCCCAUGGUUUAGAGAACAAGAAGAUUGCGAAGGAGUUGGGGAAGAAAUUUGCGACGGGGAGUUCGGUGACAAAGGCGACGUCGGGAGUGGCGUCGACGGUUCAGGGGGGGAUGGGUGAGGAGAUUACGGUGCAGGGAGAUGUUAGUGAGGAGAUUUUGGAUUGGUUGAUUGAGCAUUAUGGUGAGAAGGUGCCAGAGGAGAAUGUGGAGUUGGUUGAGGAUAAGAAGAAAAAGGCUGCUGGGUGA